This is a messenger RNA of Trachemys scripta elegans, 4458 nucleotides long. It is a transcript of the gene LMAN1, whose product is annotated as lectin, mannose binding 1. Gene Ontology annotation, molecular function: D-mannose binding. Gene Ontology annotation, cellular component: COPII-coated ER to Golgi transport vesicle; endoplasmic reticulum-Golgi intermediate compartment; Golgi membrane. The record is from RefSeq and is a predicted model, not a curated record. Gene Ontology annotation, biological process: endoplasmic reticulum organization; Golgi organization; endoplasmic reticulum to Golgi vesicle-mediated transport. The transcript is spliced from 13 exons. The coding region runs from base 43 to 1587 and encodes 514 amino acids. NCBI's taxonomy places the organism in Eukaryota, Metazoa, Chordata, Testudines, Emydidae.
CGCCCUGUUGGCCGUGCCUGACUCCCCGUGGCAGAGUCCAAGAUGGCGGUCUCCAUGCAGCGGGGAUGUCUGGUUGGGGGGAACGUACUUUGGGCCGCGUUGCUUUGCCUGGGCUGCCGCCUGCUGCUCCCCGCCGGGGCCAGCAGCCUGGGGGUCGCGGGAGGGGCCGCUGCCCAGCCGCACCGCCGCUUCGAGUACAAGUACAGCUUCAAGGGGCCGCACCUGGUGCAGGGGGACGGGUCGGUGCCGUUCUGGGUCCACACGGGCAAUGCCAUACCUAGUGCAGAUCAGAUUCGAAUAACUCCAUCUUUAAAAAGCCAGAGAGGAUCAGUGUGGACAAAAACCAAGUCUAUAUUUGAAUACUGGGAGGUUGAGGUGACAUUUCGAGUGACAGGGAGAGGCCGGAUUGGAGCUGAUGGACUAGCAAUCUGGUUUACUGAAGGUCAAGGCUUAGAAGGUCCGGUUUUUGGGGCAGCUGAUACUUGGAAUGGUGUUGGCAUUUUCUUUGACUCUUUUGACAAUGAUGGAAAGAAAAACAAUCCAUCAAUAAUUGUUGUAGGCAACAAUGGAAAACUCCUUUAUGACCAUCAGAAUGAUGGUUCCACACAAGCACUGGCAUCUUGUCAGAGAGAUUUUCGUAACAAGCCCUAUCCUGUCCGAGCAAAGAUUACAUAUUACCAAAAAACACUAACUGUAAUGAUUAACAAUGGCUUUACUCCAGAUAAAGAAGACUAUGAAUUUUGUGGUAAAGUGGAAAAUAUGGUACUACCAUCGCAAGGGUACUUUGGAAUAUCCGCAGCAACAGGGGGACUUGCAGAUGACCACGAUGUACUGUCUUUCCUAACUUUCCAGUUGACUGAGCCUGGGAAAGAAGCACCUAUUCCAGAUGCAGAAAUUCCCGAGACGGAUAAAGAGAAAUAUCAAGAAGAGUUUGAGCAUUUUCAACAAGAACUGGAUAAAAAGAAGGAAGAAUUUCAGAAGGAUCAUCCUGACAUGCAAGGGCAGCCAGCGGAUGAUUUCUAUGAAACUGUAAGUGAUCGUGAAUUGAGACAAAUCUUUGAAGGGCAGAAUCGAAUUCAUCUUGAAAUCAAGCAACUUAAUAGGCAGUUGGACAUGAUUCUCGAUGAGCAGAGGAGGUACGUCUCUGCAAUAACAGAAGAGAUUACCAAAAGAGGAGCUGGUAUUCCAGGCCAACAAGGACAGGUCUCCCAACAAGAGCUUGACACUAUUGUGAAAACUCAAGAGGAGGUCCUCAGACAAGUGAAUGAAAUGAGAAAUUCCAUGGGUGACACUCUGAGGUUGGUCAGUGGAGUUCAGCAUCCUGGCUCUGCAGGAGGACUCUAUGAAACAACUCAGCACUUCAAUGACAUCAAAGAGCAUCUUCAUAUAGUAAAGAGGGACAUCGAGCAUUUAGUACAGCGAAAUAUGCCAUCAAAUGAGAAACCAAAGUGUCCAGAAUUACCACCGUUUCCAUCAUGCCUAUCUACAACUCACUUCUUCAUUUUUGUAGCGGUUCAAACAGUGUUAUUCAUCGGUUAUAUCAUGUAUAGGAGUCAGCAAGAAGCAGCAGCUAAAAAGUUCUUUUGAUGAUCUGUUCCUUUUGUGUGUAUAUGCCUGCAUGCAGUAUGUAUGCACAGAAUAUUACACAAGUCUGUAAAUGAGGGAAAUUCUAGUGUUUAAAAUGCUUCAAUAUUGUAAAUUAUUGAAUUUUUGCUAAACAAAAUAAGUUCUUGUUUAAAACAUUAAUACUGUGGUUUAAAAACAGCCCAUAGAGCAAUGGAGCAAGUACAAAGGAAAUCUGUGGAUCUUUUUUACUUUUAAACGUUUCUGGUACAUACUGGGACUUGACCAUGGUAUUCCUAUUGUUUUAUCAGUAAGUUUCCAAGGUAGGAGAAUUGGGGCAUAGAGGUCCAGUCGCUAUUGCUGAGUAUUUCAUGUCCAGUGAUUUGUGCAGAAAAAUAUAUUUAAGCAUCCUGACAUACGAGAUUUCUUUUAAAUAAAAUUGCAUUCCUCUAAUUUGGGAAAAAAGCAUCGUUAUAAAUAUUUUAUUUGUCAUUUGGAUUUCAGUUUGGCAAUGAUUUAGUGGCUUGUAGAUCUAAAUUUCACAAGAGUUUGUAGAAAUAACUUGGUAAUUUGUGGACCCUGAAAGACAAAGGCCUUUAAUAACAGUCUGACUAGUAGCUGCUGGAGUGUAGAACAAAGGCUCUCUAUGCAGAACAAGCAAACAAAGCCUUGUCUCUUAUGAGACAAUGGGAGAAAACAAUACAUUCUAAUAGAGUAGAGGUCCUUUAAGCAGUUGUGUGGGGAUUGUUAGGGUUAUAGUAGUUUCAUGACUGACCGUAACUUUGUAAAGUAAUUAAUGGAACCUCUCCGACAAAGAGUUAAUAUUGCUGAUAUUUCUUAAACUCCAAUUGAAAUAAGAGCAUAUUUAGAUUGACAAAUGCUUUUAUUUUUAUAAGCUGUUUCAUGAAUCUAAUAGAAAUAUCACAGUGGAGACGCUGGUUAAUAUUUUACAUAGUAAGUGUUGAAAACUAGAAGUUCUAUGUACACGUUUCCUACUUCCUCACAAGCCGUUGCCUCAGACGUGUUUUGCUGUUAGUCCAGCAAUUCUUACUGAACCAGUAUUGUGUAAGUUAACUAAGUGUUCAGUCUGAUGGAUUUGAAGAUUGUUUAACAUUGCUUAUCAUGUGAACAUUUGCUUCAGGGACAAAAUGGAACAGAUGCUCAAAUUAGUAAUAAGAAAAGGAUUCACUCUACUUUGUUUACAUAUCCAUAGUAAUCUGUUCUUGAGUAGCUCUCCUACAGAGUUAAAGUAUUUCUAAGUUUCUGCAAGGCACAUGAUGAAAACUGGACAUUGGGACUGUUAAUUUUUGAUUACAGAAUGUGUUUGUCUCAAUACCUGCAGAAAUUGUCUAGAACUUAAUGUAUGUAACUUUGACUCCUUUGGAGGAGGCAACACAUGCUGUCAAGUUCAGUGUCACGAAAAACUAUUUGUUAGAAUUGUGCCUGAGAAUUUGGGGAAAUAAAAAAUUCUAUGCAAUAUAUUUUUGUUACUUUAAAAAUUAAACUAUCAUAUAAAUGUGGAUGUCUAUGCUAUACCAAUAAAGUGUGAUUAGAUCCAUUCCACACCUAUUUGUAUAGCUAAAGUAUGUGAUACACUAUAAAUGGUAUAGUUUAAUAAAUUUACUUAAAUUAUGGGAAGGCUUUGUUUACUGUACCGAUAGGAGAAACUACUGCCCCAAACUGAUCUACAUAGAUAAAGACAAGUCAAUGGCAGAACCCUUGCUAUAGCUUAGAGUAACACAAGGCAGCAAUUAAUCUGCUCUCUUCUCUCACACCAGUAAGUAUUUACAGAUGCCUUGGACUAAACUAAAUUAAUGAAGAAAAUGCCAGUGUUUUAUCAGAUUGUUGUAUUGUAGUUCAUUAUCUUUCUAACAAUGCACAGUAUUAUUUCUUUCAUCUCUGGCGCUGGAACAUGGUCAAACAAACACAACCUCCACUUUCAUGAUAGAUAAAUAGUUCAUAUGUUCUGCUGAAGGAAUAGAUCUCAUAUGAUCCUACUUUCCAGAAUACAUUUGGUAAAGUGAUGUACAGUUCUUAAAGAUAUCUUCCAAUUAAUACAUUCUUGUUUCUCCAUUUUGUGAAUCUCUCCAACUAUGACUUAUUCAAUUUGAAAAUUAAAAUGUUGAAGCAACCAGUGGUAUUGUAUCUUGUGUUGGGAAGAGGAAAAUACUGGGGGCAACUUGUGCAGUUUCUGAAUUCGCUCACUAUCUAAAAUUGUAUGUACACUAUCAUGUUAAAUUAAAAUGCAUUUAUGCUGCGGAUGGACCUGAUCCCACGGGAAACAGUAGCAGUUUGCCAUUGACUUCUGUGGAAACAGAAGGCCGAAAAUGUGUAACUUUUAAAAGGUGAUCGCAUGUAAUUCUACAAUGAAACAAUAAUUCAUGGGUUAUCCUUGCUACUUGCUGGAGGGGUGGAAAGUAUAAAACAUCUUGGUAAUUACUUGACUUUACUCUCGUUCCUACCAUGACUUUAAACUGGCUUUUUCGUCAGACUAUCUUGUUAGCUAAAAUACUGUUUCAUUAGUGCCACUGAUUGUGGCAAUGUUGUGUGCAAACACACUUGCUUUUUUCAAACAGAAAUUGAGUCUUAGAGAGAUGAAAAAACUUGGAAUCUAAUUUUAACAGUUUGAGGGGCAAAUUAGCCUGGUCUGAGUCUUAAAAUUGAGCGUAGCAUGAUAAAUGGCACAUGGAAAUGGAGAGAGAAUCUCAACACAAGUCAUCUGAGCCCUUUAAGCAAAAUGCAAAAUCACUGUUACUUAAAUUGACUGUUUCCUGUUUGAGAGACUUUGACUUGUAUUGAUGUAUCAAUUAAUGUAACACUGAAAAGGUUGUCCAUCUGUUGUUUUGGAAGUAAAGAACAUAACCUUAUUUGAAUAAAGAUACAUAUUUUAGUAAA